Erigeron canadensis is the source of this 1050-nucleotide messenger RNA. RefSeq names its product putative disease resistance protein At3g14460. The coding region runs from base 1 to 1050 and encodes 349 amino acids. NCBI's taxonomy places the organism in Eukaryota, Viridiplantae, Streptophyta, Magnoliopsida, Asterales, Asteraceae. The transcript has a single exon. The record is from RefSeq and is a predicted model, not a curated record.
AUGACAUGCAAAAAGUUUAAGGCGUUCGAAAGAGCACAUAAUUUGAGAUCAUUUUUAGCAGUUCCAAUUGUGUUGAGAGAUAGGUGGGAAAAAUUUCAUUUACCGAAAAAGAUUUUGGAUGGCAUUCUUCCACAUUUACCAUUAUUAAGGGUUCUUUGUUUGAGUAAAAUAUGGAUUGAUGAGGUGCCAGAGUGUGUUGGUGAUUUGAAGCGCCUGCGGUAUCUUAAUCUAUCUCAAACUCCAAUCACACAUUUACGAGAGAAUAUUUGUAAACUUUAUAAUUUACAGACAUUGAUCGUGUUUGGUUGUGACAAGUUGAGGGAGUUGCCCAACGGCUUCUUGAAUCUUAAAAGUUUAAGGCAUUUUGACAUUGGGGACACUCCGCUUUUGAAAAACAUGCCGUUAGGUAUUGGUGAGAUGAAAAACCUACAAAUUCUCUCUAAGAUCAUUAUUGGGGGAGAAAAUGUGUUUCCAAUAAGUGGGAUAAAGGUUUUGAAGAAUUUUCGUUGGAGAGUUUGUAUCUAUGGGCUAGACAAAUUGCAAAACAAUGAUCAAGCACGAGAGGUAAACCUAUCACACAUGAGGCUUAGUGAGUUGGCGGUGGAAUGGAGUGACAUGUUUGAUAGGUCUCGAAAGCAAAUACUUGAGACAGAGGUCCUGGAUAUGCUUAAGCCUCAUAAUGAUAAUCUCAACAAACUUAAAGUUAUGUCAUAUGGGGGCAUAGAAUUUCCGCAAUGGGUGACAGAUCCAUUAUUUAUAAGGUUGACUGAUGUGUGGAUUGAUAAAUGUAGAAAUUGUAAGUUUUUGCCACCAUUUGGGCAUAUGCCAUCAUUGAAGAAGUUGACUAUUGAAAGCAUGGAUAAUGUGAAAGAGGUAGGUAUAGAGUUACUCGGCGUUGGUCCUGCAACGUUCCCUUCACCGGAGAUUCUAAGAUUUCAAAGUAUGCCACGUUGGGAGGUAUGGUCAGUCAAUGUGUUAGGUGUCGCAGUGUUUCCAUGCCUUAUAGAGCUUCAUAUAAAAAAUUGUCCUAAUUUGGCAAGAUGGAAGUAG